ACAAGGAGCCAGAUAAUGAGACAGCCUACGUCAGCGCCGGCAUUCCUCGGCGAAUCGGGCUUUUUCCGUCUUAAUAUCUCGACAUGCAAAACCUCAAACCUCUGAACCGCUUCGUUAGAAAAUAACAACACGGGGCAUUUAAAUAAUUCCCCUGGAAUUAAAUGCAAAAAACUUUCUCUAAUUUGCCGGUCUUUACUCAAUGAAUGGAUAUAGCUUAAGUCUAUCUUAUAGAAGAAAAAUAUGUAAUUAAUUUUUACUUUAAACUUUCACAAUCAAUGUUUCUGGGAUCCGGAGCACAUUUGAAGGCAUGUACACGCCCAACGCGAUACAUCUACCGUAGGGUUUCUUUGCAUAUUUGCCACCCAGGAUGUCCUUAAUGUUUGGGAGAUCUCGGGGGUUUAGCGCUGCCUCCGCUCCCGACCGAGGGCGAGCCGAGUGUAACGUCGCCGUGCUGGGAAUGACGGGAUCUGGGAAAUCAGCCCUGACUGUAAAGUUCCUCACCAGGCGAUUCAUCAGCGAGUAUGACCCCAACCUUGAUUUGAAAUGUGCCCACCCUGUUUCAGAAGACACAUAUACCUCUGAAGAGGUGGUGGAUCAACAGCCCGUCCUCCUGAAAAUUAUGGACACUGCUGACCAGGACGGGCCGGCAAACUGUGAGCGAUACCUGACCUGGGCGAGCGCCUUCCUGGUGGUCUACAGCAUCGACAAUCGACGCAGCUUCGAAACCUGCCAGCAGUACCUGGAUGUUCUGAGUCUCCAUACUAAGGGCCUCCACCCUGAGACCCCCAUCAUCCUGCUGGGGAAUAAGCUGGACAUGGAGAGACACAGACAGGUGAGCAAAUCUGACGCAGUGAGCCUGGCCUCGAGAUACGGCUGCCUGUUCUUCGAGGUGUCCGCCUGCGCCAAUUACCCCCCGGUGCAGCACGUCUUUCACGAGGCGGUGCGAGAGGCACGGAGGGAGUCGGAGGCGGGUCUGGCCUCACGGCCACUCUUCAUCAGCGAGGACAAGCAUGUGACCCCCGUCCCCCCACUCACCGCCUGCCUCAGGGAGCUGCCUGCCCCAGCCACGGCCAAGCUGGUCACCGUCAAGUCCUCGCGAGCGCAGAGCAAGCGCCGUGCCCCCACGCUCACCCUACUCAAAGGCUUCAAGAUCUUCUGACUUCCUAGUGCUUUGUGAAUCUUGAUGAUAUUCAGCUGUUACCUCGGUCAGUCUGAGAGCUGACCUGUGAGUACACUUGUCUUCCACUUUAGCUUUUGUUGUAAAUAAUACCAGUUACGAGGUUUUGCUCGCCACCUGGACUGGGGACCUGCAGAGGGGCGUGGCUGAGCACCUGCCCUUUUUGGCCGAAUGAUUGAAAUUGCCUCCCUUUUGAGGUCCUGAGUGCCGCUUUUCGAUCACCGACAAUGAGCGACUUAGGAACCUGCAGCCUGGUCUGGUUUCUUCUGGAAACAUCUCACCACCCACGGAACUUUCUUCCAAAAUGUGAGGCUAUGAGUCGGCUGGAGGAUAUAUCACCUGACCACUGGUGACACAGAGCGGAGAUUUGCCUGCCUAGACACUGCUGAUUACCAGCAUCUGAAGUAGAGCGGCUCUCUUUCCGUGACCCGGUGCAGGGUAAAGGCACCAAGAUGAGGCCUGCGUUCUGCUUAUGAUGCUCCACAGCGUUCACAGAUAGCCAAGAAUUAGGGACAAAGUUAACAAAUUAGUGUUAAAAUAUGAGAAUAUUAUUAAAAUGUCAUUUAACUCACCCAAGAAGAAAUAUAUUUGUUUACUGUGAGUUACUGAAGAUUUUUCUGGUUCUUCUUUUCAUCAUUAACUAUUUUACGCAGCUCAUUACUUCAGCCUUGUGGCCAAAGUGUGUAACUACAGGUAGAAAGAAACGCUUGUUUGGAGUGGGGACCUGAGGAAGUAUUUCACUCUUUCAGCUUUACAAUAAAAGAAGUCAGCUGUGCACAGGUAGUGUAGGGGUUAAGUUCUAGUGACAUGGGAGCCUAUGGCUGUGCCCCUGAUCGAGGUACUUAUCCUGCUCAGUAAAACUGCUCCAGUAAAAUAUCCAGCACUGUAAGAUUCUGAUAAUUGUAAGUCACUGUGGAUUAAGCAGCUAAACGCAUAUUUACAAUCUUUACAGCAAAUUUGCACAGAAUUUCUUUUAACUGAAUAAAGUUUUGAAAAUUUG
Molecule: messenger RNA, 2177 nt
Organism: Paramormyrops kingsleyae
Lineage: Eukaryota; Metazoa; Chordata; Actinopteri; Osteoglossiformes; Mormyridae
Source: RefSeq, a predicted model, not a curated record